AUGGGUGCACGGCAGCCCGCGCCCGGCCUACAAGGACGUCAUCUACAUGCUCUUGCAUUGGAGCUGGCCGCGGCUCUGGUGCUUUGUGACCGUUGUCUACUGCUCCAUCACGGUGCUUUUGGGGCUCGUCUUUUACGAAAUCUGCGACGAGUGCGACGUGUUUUCGGAAGGGCUCGGCAUGAGCUACCAAGCGUUCUCAACAAUCGGCUUUGGCAUCGUGUACCCGAUGCAUCGGUGCGGCAACUAUGUCAUCAUCGUCGAGGCGUUCGCGUCCAUGCUCAUGCUACCCGCGAUGGGCGGUCUCCUCUUCUCCAAGCUCUCGAUCCCGCGAUUGCGCAUCGCCUUUAG
Messenger RNA from Saprolegnia parasitica CBS 223.65, 348 nucleotides. RefSeq lists its product as hypothetical. Lineage: Eukaryota; Oomycota; Saprolegniomycetes; Saprolegniales; Saprolegniaceae. The coding region runs from base 1 to 348 and encodes 115 amino acids. The record is from RefSeq and is a predicted model, not a curated record. The transcript has a single exon.